Molecule: messenger RNA, 813 nt
Organism: Fusarium subglutinans
Lineage: Eukaryota; Fungi; Ascomycota; Sordariomycetes; Hypocreales; Nectriaceae
Product: NAD(P)H dehydrogenase (quinone)
Exons: 1
Coding region: 1-813 (270 amino acids)
Cellular component (GO): cytosol
Molecular function (GO): NAD(P)H dehydrogenase (quinone) activity
Source: RefSeq, a predicted model, not a curated record
AUGAAAGUUCUCGUUGUCCUUGCUCAUCCUGAGCCCCGAUCCUUCAAUGGCUCUCUCUUCCAAGUCUCUAUCAACGAGCUCAAAGCUCAAGGUCAUCAAGUCAAGACCUCAGACCUAUACUCAAUGAAAUGGAAAGCCGAGAUCGAUCGCACAGACUUUCCUGAUCUAGCAACCGAUGCCCGUCUCAAGGUUGCAUACGCAUCAAGAGAUUCAUACACCUCAGGAAACCUUACCGAGGACGUCAGAACCGAACAAGAAAAGCUACUCUGGGCAGAUGUCGUGCUAUUUCACUUUCCCCUCUGGUGGUAUACCAUGCCUGCUAUUCUCAAGGGGUGGGUCGAAAGAGUCUUCGCUAUGGGUUUCGCUUAUGGAUGUGGCGAACAUAGCGAUAAGCAUUAUGGCGACAGAUAUGGCGAGGGGGUUUUCGCUGGAAAGCGGGCGAUGCUUAUCGUUACUGCUGGGGGCCAAAGAGAGCACUUCUCGACACGCGGAAUUGCGGGACACAUUGACGACUUACUCUUUCCUAUCAACCAUGGAGUCCUAUACUAUGCCGGGUUUCAGGUUCUUCCAUCUCACGUCGUUUAUCAGACAGAUAGACUGGAUCAAGCUGGCUUUGAGAAAGAGGCGGAGACGCUUCGUGAAAAGCUGAGGCAUUUGGAUACCAUAGAACCUAUUGCUUACAGGCCUCAAAAUGGCGGUGGUUAUGAGAUACCUGCCUUGACCCUCAAGACAGGGCUGGAGGGGAACGCCACAGGGUACUCAAUGCAUAUUCGUAACGGCGGAGUAGCCGAGACAAGUGAUGGGAAGUCUUAA